Molecule: messenger RNA, 1372 nt
Organism: Megalobrama amblycephala (Wuchang bream)
Lineage: Eukaryota; Metazoa; Chordata; Actinopteri; Cypriniformes; Xenocyprididae
Product: glutathione S-transferase A-like
Exons: 6
Coding region: 115-795 (226 amino acids)
Biological process (GO): glutathione metabolic process
Molecular function (GO): glutathione transferase activity
Source: RefSeq, a predicted model, not a curated record
CCACGUGUUUUCAGACUCGAAACGCCAAGUGUUUAUUCAUUCUGACGCAGCAAAAAUCUGGUGUCCACACACAGCAACAGCCACAUUUCCUGAUUAAACUCGACAUUAACAGUCAUGGCGCAGAAUAUGAUGCUUUACUGGGGCUCGGGCUCUCCGCCGUGCUGGAGGGUCAUGAUCGCGCUGGAGGAGAAGAAGCUGCAGGGAUACAAACACAAACUCCUGUCGUUUGAGAAGAAAGAGCACCAGUGUGCCGAAGUGAAGGCUCUCAAUCCCAGAGCUCAGAUUCCAACGUUCAAGCACGGAGACAUCAUCGUGAACGAGUCUUUCGCCGCGUGUCUGUAUCUGGAGAGUGCGUUCAAGUCUCAAGGAACCCGUCUGAUCCCAGAUGAUCCAGCUGAACAGGCGCUCGUCUACCAGCGGAUGUUUGAGACCAACAACCUGCAUCAGAAAAUGCGUGACGUGGCCUUCUAUGAGUGGUACGUUCCUGAAGGAGAGCGACACGAAUCGGCCCUGAAGAGGAAUAAAGAGAAUUUAGUAACCGAGCUGAAACUGUGGGACGGAUACUUGGAGAAGAUGGGUAAAGGGUCGUACCUCGCCGGCAAGAACUUCACCAUGGCGGACGUGGUUUGUUUCCCCACCAUCGCAUAUUUCCCACGACUUCACUGUCCUAAAGACAGAUGUCCUCGACUGAUGGAGUAUUACGAAAUGGUGAAGGAUCGUCCCAGUAUUAAAGCCAGCUGGCCUCCGCACUGGCUGGACAAUCUUGAGGGUCCAGACGCGCUGAAGAACCUGUGAGGAACACGAGACGUCCCCAACACCGCUGGAUCACAUCAAUAAUCAGCUCUGAUGUAUUCAGUUAUUGCCUAUGCUGUGUUUCCUAAUGUUUCAGAAGAAUCAUUCUCUCUUACUAAUCAAUUUACACCUACAGCUAUUAAAUCACAACUCUUGUUUACAUUGUGGCACUUUCUGACGUUUUUAGCAUUUUUCUGUCGCAUAUCUUUGAUACAGCAGACCGUUUAAAGGAUUAGUCCACUUUCAAAUAAAAUGUUCCUGAUAAUUUACUCACCCCCAUGUCAUCCAAGAUGUUCAUGUCUUUCUUUCUUCAAUCGAAAAGAAAUGAAGGUUUUUGUUGAAAACAUUCCAGGAUUAUUCUCCUUAUAGUGGAUUUCACUGGCCUCCAAACGGUUAAAGGUCAAAAUUCAGUGCAGCUUCAAAGUAAAGAGUCAGGAAAAUUUUAUUUGAAAGUGAACUAACCCUUUAAUCUGUGCACUUUAUUUUGAACAAUUUCUAAAAACGAAGCUCAUUGUUAUUGUCUGUAAUGGAAGAUUAACUUGUUGUUUGGGAUUAAUAAAGUUUUGUCCUGUUCAAUCAA